Molecule: messenger RNA, 3056 nt
Organism: Alligator sinensis (Chinese alligator)
Lineage: Eukaryota; Metazoa; Chordata; Crocodylia; Alligatoridae
Gene: SASH3
Product: SAM and SH3 domain containing 3
Exons: 8
Coding region: 22-1170 (382 amino acids)
Biological process (GO): positive regulation of B cell proliferation; positive regulation of adaptive immune response; positive regulation of immunoglobulin production
Cellular component (GO): nucleus; cytoplasm
Molecular function (GO): protein binding
Source: RefSeq, a predicted model, not a curated record
GGCUCUUCUGGAAGGAGCACUAUGCUGCGCCGCAAGCCGUCCAAUGCCAGUGAGAAGGAGCCUAUGCAGAAGAAGAAGCUCUCCCUCCAACGUUCCAGCAGCUUCAAGGAUUUUGCCAAGUCCAAGCCCAGUUCCCCUGGGGUGAGCGAGAAGGAAUUUAGCUUGGAGGAGAACAUCCCUGAGGAUGACCUUGGAAGUGCUGUUUCAGAGGACACCUCCAAAAGCAGUGGAAUGAAGCUGGGCAAGAAGUGGAGGGCUGUAAUCUCCCGCACCAUGAACAGGAAGAUGGGCAGGAUGGCGGUGAAAGCGCUGUCUGAAGGGAAGGGGGAAGCUGGAGAGGAGGGCUCCAUGUCUCUCCUGUCUCUGGACAGCAGCUUGGAUGAGCAGAGUUCUGAGAAGAUGCCCUUGUCCUACAUGGAGGCGGAGGAUAGUGUACACUCGCAGCUUAGCCGCCAGCUGUCCAGUGGAAGUGAAGUGAUCAGCCCCAGCUACAUAGGCAACAACCGCGACAGCCUGAGGAUGGAGGAGACCAGCCCACCAUACACUGGCCCCUUCUGUGGUAAAGCUCGUGUCCACACGGACUUCACCCCCAGCCCAUAUGACAAGGACUCUCUGAAGCUCAGGAAGGGGGACAUCAUCAGGAUCAUCGAGAAGCCACCUGUGGGCACCUGGACUGGGCUCCUGAACAACAGGGUGGGCUCCUUCAAGUUCAUCUAUGUGGACAUCAUCCCUGAGGAAACUGUGCCCGUGCGGAAGAGCCGCAGGCAGAGCAAGAGCAAACGACCCAAGCCCAAGACCCUGCACGAGCUGCUGGAGCGCAUAAAUCUGCAGGAGCACAUCUCCACCUUGUUACUGAAUGGCUACCAGACCCUGGAGGACUUCAAGGAGCUCCGGGAGACCCACCUGAAUGAGCUGAAUAUCAUGGACCCCCAGCACCGUGCCAAGCUGCUCACAGCUGCUGACCUGCUGUUGGACUAUGACACAGCCAGUGAGGCCGAAGAAGGAGAGAGCUCUGAGCUACACCCCUCGCCCUUGGACCUCAAAGGGGAUAUUCCCCGUGACUCAGGCUGCUUCGAGGGAUCAGAGACACUGGAGAACAGCCGAGAUGAAACAGAGCUGAACAGCACAGAGGAGCAACUUCAGGCUCUCUCUCUGGAACAAUCCUCCUGAACCCACCCUGCCUUGCCCCAAGCCUCCCAGAACUGCCCCGUCCAGGCACUGAAUCUGCUUUGCCAGGGGCCACCACUGGGACACUCUGCUCAGGCCCCCACCAGUAUUGGGAGAUGUCUGAAGCGGGACAAAUUCUUUGUUGGCACUGUGAGCAUCACAGGAAGGGACACUGGGAAUACUUCAUGGCUGCCACAAUUCCUACACCAGGAUAGGCCUCUCCCCUAAGAACUGUGCCAGGCCCUGCCCCAAGCCACUGUUCUGGCAGACACAGGACCUGCUUCUGUAACAGUUCACUUUUAUGCCAUGCCCCCCGCACUGCAUAUUCAUAGCCACAAAGACUGUUUUAAUUUGUUCCUCUGCCCAGUCCCUACUGCUUCCUGCCUCCUCUGCCAGGCCUCUGCUGGUGGUAGGGGCCUCACUAGGUAGCUGCCAAGCUCCUUCCUCAAAGGUCAACUAUUAGGCCAUGCACACCCAGGCAGAUACUGCAAGCCUGGUUGCUGUGUUGCUUAUGUACAGUGGGGAUGCACUUCGCAGCUGAAGACCCCCAGUACCAAACACAAGCUACUCUGGCAACUUUGUGCCAGUGGGAGGGGAGGGGGGGGUUCUUCCCUACUGGGAUGGGUGAUUACAGGUGGAGGUAGCAGCUGGUGCUGGAAGAGGAAUGGGCCCAGGCACUGGGCGAGGAGGUCUGAGACAUGGGUUUCUAGGCUGAUCCAGGAGUGGUGUAGACAGGUUGCAGGUAACAGUGAUGGCGUUAUGACCAAACCUGUCUCCUCAUGACAUGGUGGAUGGACAGCUGUGGGAGAAACUGUAGCCUCCUUUCUGUAGUAACAGGCAUUUUUCACUUCCAGCAAAGUGUGGCUAGCUGUGUUGGGAGCAGGUUUAACAGAGAUCAGGUCCCAUAGCUGGUUGUUCUUGGUCAGAGGGUAGCAUGGGGCUUGAAAUGCAACCAUGCUAUAGCAGCUUCCCUGACUCAAGUCUUGAGUUGGCUCAGCACAGCAAAGCUGCACUAGGUUAUGACUCACCCAUCUCAGACAUGACUCUGGGGCCAGCACAGCAGUGCUUGUUUGGGAAGCUGGAAAGAGGUGUAGCUGUGUCUCACAACACCGUCUGUAAUUGGAUCAAACUCUUGCACAAGAUCGAUCCUCCCUCUGCUGCAGGAAUGGGGCUAGUCACAGGGGGGCAGGCUAAGCCUGCCUGGGCAUGAGGUGCCUGUCCUGAGUAUGGAAAAGAGGAAGGGAGCAGAUACAGAGAUUAUGCUUUUGAAUCCUCAGCAUUUGCUCCAGGUAUCCCCAGGACUGCAGCCAGAAGAGGAAGAGCAAGUCCUGCCAGGUGCAGAGCCACCUCUACAGAGCUCACACUUUACUUUAGGUAGCCCCCGACCAACAGUCCCAGCAGCACUGUGGGACAGGCAAACUGAUUACGAGUGCAGCUAAUGGUGCAACAGAGGCCAAUGGCAUGCAGAGCAGCUGGGGCCCACCUAGCUUUAAGAGCUACAUACUUAGUCCCAAGCAGGACUAGGCCCAUGAGCAACUCUGACAAGAUCAUCUUCACUGAAGCUGUUUUCUGGCUAGCUUUCCACUGGGAUAACAAGCCAAGAAACUAAGCAGGGAGGUUCUCAUGUUCUUGGCACAUCAUUUUGCACCAGAGCAGGGUUCCUUCGCAUCUUACCUACACAGUAACAGGCCAACUCAUCCCAGGAGACAAGGUUGCAACACCCACAGCUAUUCAUGGGAAUUACAUAUGCUUAAAUCAGGUUCCGUUUGGCCCAAGGGCUGAGUCUACAAACCUGUGACUUCUCAGCCUGUGUUCCAGCCACGUAAGUUUAGGCAUUUAACUCACUACCUUGUGCUUCAUCUCAAUAAAGCAUGCUCUGCUACCCAGCA